Cokeromyces recurvatus is the source of this 1148-nucleotide messenger RNA. RefSeq lists its product as uncharacterized. The transcript has 9 exons. Lineage: Eukaryota; Fungi; Mucoromycota; Mucoromycetes; Mucorales; Mucoraceae. Bases 127 to 1110 code for a protein of 327 amino acids. The record is from RefSeq and is a predicted model, not a curated record.
UGGAAGAAUAACAGCAGCUCAACACAGCAGUCUACUAUUCACUUUUAUUUCCAAUAAUGAACUCAAAUAGAUUCAAAGUGUGCUUAUAUCAUUUACUUAUUUAUUGUCGAUUAUAAACUAUUUUGAAUGUUUCAACAAUUUAAAAAUAUAUUUCCUAAUACUUCACUUAACAUUCGUUCUUUAACUGAGUCUGUUAGAAUCAAUGAUACAGAUUGGAAUAAAGGCAUUGAAAGACUAGGUACACUUCGAAAUGAAUUCCAAAAUUUGAAUUCGUUCUUUAAUCGUCAAAAUUCAAAUGAUAAAACAUCCACUUCUAAUACAUCCGAUCUAUCAUUAACUCAGUUAGAAGCAACAAGCCAACUCAUUAAUACAAUACAUAACAAAUGGACUGAUAUACAUGAAGCAAAUCAAACAAACUUUGAAAAAGCACAGAUGGCUAAUGUGAAACUAAGACAAUUACAAAAAAAUGGUGAAUUACAUUAUAAAGUUUGUGAAUCGAUGGAAAAUGUCCAACACGAUUUAAAAGAAAUGCAUACAAAUCUUGACAUGAUUCAAAAUUCAGCAGUCAAGUUAAUGGAUAUACUUUCAAAAUUGGAAGACGAAAUCGAUAGAGCAUCCAUAGACUAUGAAAAACAACAAUUUGAAAUAUGGAAAGAAACUGAAGAAAAAGAAUUUAUGAAAGAAAUAAGUAAAAAGAGACGAUUACUACAAGAACGAGAAAAUAUGCUAAGACAAAGAUAUGAGGAAUAUGAUGAACUUCAAAAAAAGAAACGAUUAGAGCUUUAUGAAGCCAAUUUUAAUGCUGAACUUGAAGAUUAUAGGAGAAGAAGAGAAACAGAGGUGUCUUCACUCUAUUCUUAUCAUAGCAUGAAUGUAAAUACAGAUGAAGAUACCAUUUCGUCAACACUAGAAAGACUUGAUUUAGGGAAUAAUGAAAACGAACUAGAUGAAUUUUUAAAUGAUGUAAAUGAAGAAGAAGGACUAGAAUUACAAGAUAAGAAGAAGCAUAAAGUAAAGUCAUCUUUUAUUAUACCCAAAAGCCCUAUUCUAUCAUCAAGUGAAGAGGAUAAUGCAAUUGAAAUUUUAGGUGAUGAAGAUUAUAGUUUAUAAAUUCUACCAAUAAAGUCAUUUCCUUUUGUUGUUGUUUA